UUUCAGAUGCCGUUAUAUGUCUCCCGUUUCACAGAAUUCCCUUAUUUUUUCAAAGUGCUCACAGUGUUUUUCUCACUUGCCACUCUGAUCUCACUUACAGGAGCGCCACUACUACCUGGAGGUUCAUCCUUGAUAUGGUUCACAGUGAUAAUCGCACUGCUGAUCGAUCUAGCGAUUAUAGCCAUACUUCUGUUCGAGUUGGAACGCAUCGAAAUCCCUGUCAGAGGCCUUUCACAUUCAUCGUUAGAAUGCUUCACUUCGCUGAUGUUAAGCAUAUUUUACUUUAUCUGCAUCUGGUUAUGCGUUAAUGGCGAAGAAUUCUCGGGUAGUUCAUGGUUCUACCUUGCAGCUUUCUCAUGCUUUGCUAACUUUAUUAUCUAUGCCGUAGAUUUUGCGGUUUAUCUCAGGCAAUGGAUGGCUGAACAAAGAGCUGCAAGAUCCGAUCCAAGCGGAGUGUAUGACUUCCCUUCUUAUGGUUCUCCCUGAAGCCAAACCGUUUCAACUUUCAUUGAACUUGAAAGCCACGCCCUAUUUGCUUUUUAUCUUCGGGUUCAUAUGCUUCACUCAAAAACGUGGUACCAGGGGUUCAAAGCAAUUUUGUUACGAAUCAGUGUC
Messenger RNA from Cylicocyclus nassatus, 615 nucleotides. Lineage: Eukaryota; Metazoa; Nematoda; Chromadorea; Rhabditida; Strongylidae. The record is from the annotation of a GenBank genome assembly.